This is a messenger RNA of Maylandia zebra (zebra mbuna), 3646 nucleotides long. It is a transcript of the gene tab1, whose product is annotated as TGF-beta activated kinase 1/MAP3K7 binding protein 1. Gene Ontology annotation, cellular component: cytosol. Gene Ontology annotation, biological process: protein dephosphorylation. Gene Ontology annotation, molecular function: protein serine/threonine phosphatase activity. The record is from RefSeq and is a predicted model, not a curated record. Lineage: Eukaryota; Metazoa; Chordata; Actinopteri; Cichliformes; Cichlidae.
AUGUGAAUACGUUUUAUAUCCGUAUACUACCUGGUAAUGGUGAAUUUAGCUGUCGGUUUAGAUAUAUAUUUUUAGUUCAAUUUUACUCUCGCAUAGCUUGCCUUCCAACUUCAGACUUUGAAGCUAAGAUUUUCUACCUCUGUGCUGAAUCGUGAACGUAACGAGUUCCGUUCAACAUGGCGGCCCAGCGUAGGAAUUUGAUGCAGAGCCAGCAUCAAAGCUGGACAGAUGACCUGCCUCUGUGUCAGAUGUGUGGGGUCGGAACAGCACCCAACUGUGUGUACGGCCCUGAUGGCAAAGGAACUCAGAGCCACCCCAAUGAGGAUGGACACCUCAGGUUCAGAGGUGACGAUGGCUGUUUCCUGUACGGGGUUUUUAAUGGUUACGAUGGCAGCAGAGUGGCCAACUUUGCUUCCCAGUGUCUGACAGCGGAACUGCUCCUGGGGCAGCUAAACUCCGGUCACACAGACAACGACGUCCGCAGGAUCCUCACACAGGCCUUUGAUGUGGUGGAGAAGAGCUACUUUGAAACCAUAGAUGAUGCUCUGGCUGAGAAGGCUAACCUGAGCAACUACCUCCUACCGCACAAUGAGAAUGUUCCGUUCCACCAGCUUUCUCCUCAGAGUCAAAAGGUGAUGGAGCGGCUGAAGGAGCUAGAGCAGGAGGUGUCAGGAGGCGCCACGGUUGCGGUGGCGCUCAUUCUCAAUAACAAGCUCUACAUUGCAAACGUUGGGACGAACCGAGUCCUGCUGUGCAAGUCCAGCAGUGACGGCCAGAACCAGGUGCUUCAGAUCGGCCGACCGCACAGUACCGACAACGAGGAUGAGCUGCAGAGACUGGCUGCACUGGGACUGGAUUCAGCUCGGAUAAGACAAGCGGGCCAGAUAGCGGGACAGAGCAGCAGCAGAAGGCUUGGAGACUACCGAGUCAAAUUUAACUACAACGAGAUUGACGUGCUCAGCGCAGCCAAGUCAAAGCCAGUUGUUGCGGAGCCAGAGAUUCACGGCGGCCAGUCUUUGGAAGGCGUCACAGGCUUCUUGUUGCUGAUGUCAGAGGGACUGAUAAAUGCCCUCGAGUCCGCCCAUGGUCCCGAACAGGCUAAUCAGGAAAUUGUUGCCAUGGUAGCAGCAGAGCUAGCCCAGCAGACCAGUCUGGAGGCGGUGGCUCAGUCUGUGGUUGAUCGGGUCAAGCGGCUUCACCACGAUGUGUUCGUGUCCGGCCGUCAGAGGGCGACUUACUGCUCUCGACACGAAGACAUGACCCUGCUCAUCCGCACGCUCAACUACCCACUGGCUGAUGCAGCGCUCACGCCCACGCAGGGCGGCCGUAUCUGUCCCGUGUCUGUGCCCUACUCAAACAGCCAGAGCACCAGUAAAACCAGUGUCACCCUCUCGCUGGUCAUGCCCUCACAAAGCACCCUGACCAAUGGAACCAACACGGCCUCCACCCUGGAGGAAGGCACCCCGACACCUGGCAGUCAGAGCCCCACAGCCACUCUGCAGUCCACCAACACCCAGACGCAGAGCUCCAGCUCCAGCUCAGGAGAUGGAAGCCUGUUCCGCCAGAGAGGGAGUCAAGCGGCGCAGCCUGACGAGACGGGCAGGGUCCCACCCUACGUGGACUUCAGUCAGUUUUACCGACUGUGGGGGAGCGACCAUGGCGAUGGCCAGAGCAUGCAAGGAGGCCUGGGACCGCAGUGAGACCCACUGGAGUUCCCAGCAAAGCUGACACAUGGAUUUUUUUAAAGGGACAAAGAUUUAGGGACGUGAUGGGACGUCUUAUAAUAUGCUGUUAAUGUAAUGUUACUACAUAUAAGUGACCUAAAGGUGCAUGGGGAUGAACUUCUCAACAGAAGUUGAAGACAAUGAAAUGCUGGGAAAACAUUGUCACUUCACUCCAAAUUGAUGUUUGGUCAUUUGUAAAAGACAAAGGUGAGUGAGUGAAUCCAUGUAAUCCAGAUUGACAAAAUUAUUUUCAGAUGUAAAGGCACCAAAAGGGGAAUCUCAUGGACUGGGGAGCUUGUGGAGCUGUGAGUUAUUAUAUACUGUAAGGCCUUAAAACUGAAUAAAUGAAUGCUUUAUAAAGUACUGUUUAAGUUGUAAUGACAGUAUAUCUCCAGAUUAAUUCCCAUCAGCUUUCAUUUUCCCAAAGAGUUCUUCAAUAAUUCGUUGCUUUGACAUCCUGACCUUCGUUAAAGACCUCAACGGUCUGCUUAUAUGGUUGUUAUGGCAGCAAGUAAUGUAACUAGUGGUCACACUGCAUCAUUGUGUUGUCAUUUCUACACAGCUCAGAGGUCUAUUCAGGGAUUGACAGUUUAGAAUAUAAACACAACAUGUACAGCAGGGCUUAUUAGGGAUUUCAUUAUGAUAUUACAACCAGCUACCAGCUGGGACUGAAGCUGGUAAUAAAUAACUUGCUUUAAAGUGGACCUAUGAUGUUUUUUAUCUACCACGAGUACUUAAAGUUGUGACGCUGUGUAAGAUGUAAAUAAAGAUGAAUGAAUUUGGAAAUGUCAUAGACCCAUAUUUUAUCACAAUAGAACACAGUAAAAAAUAGCAACUGUUUCAACUGAAAAAAGAUAAUUACCAUUUUAGAAAAAAUCUUAGCUCAAUUUGGAUUUGAUGGCAGGGCCAUGUUCACCACUGUGUAGCAUCUGUUCUUUUGACAGCAGACCCUAAAUUUUGGAAAACUGAGGAGAGCAGCUGGACUUCUGGCAGACGAAUAUUGUCCCAUUCUUGUCUGAUGGAGGAUUCCAGCUCGGGUCUGCUUUGUUCUGUUUUGUUUGAUCAUGUGCCACUUGAUUGUUGAUGAAAGGUCAGCACCCAAACUCGUCUACUACAAAGCCAUACCGUUCCAAUGGCUGCAGUUUUGCAUUGUCUUUCUGAGCCACACAGUCCUUCCCUGAAAAAGGGGGUCUGGAUGGGACCAUAUGGUGCUCUAGAACUGAGCACUGGUAACAAGCUAGAUAUUGUAUCUGACCUCAGAACAGUUGUCUGCUUGGCCUGAGUCCAUUUUAAAUGAGCUUUGGCCCAGAGAAGACAGCAGUGUUUCUGGAUCACGUUCACAUAUGGCUUCUCUGCCUGACAGAGCUUUAACCUGCAUUUGUGGAUGGCACAGUGAACUGUGUCCACAGGCAGUGACUUCUGCAAGUGUUCCUCAGCUCGUGCUAGUUUUAAUGCAGUGCCGCCUGAUGGCCCAAAGAUCAGACAUCUGGUAUCGUUUUUGGCCUUGUCCCUUACACACAGAGAUUUCUCAAGGUGUUCUGAUUCUUGUGAUGAUAUUAUGUACUAUAAAUCAUGAGAUACUAAAAAUCCUCACAGGUUGACGAUCAUCUGAAAUCUUUUUCUCAAGAUGAUGCAAAUGCAGGUGAACCUCUGCCUCUCUAAGACUCUUUGUACCAAACAGUGUUUCUGACCUGUUGGCAAAUAACCAAAUUAGCUGUAAAAUAUUCCUCCAAGCUUUUUACUCUCACUUUGACGUUUGUUGCCCAACCUUUUUAACCUUUUUGCUGCAAUCAAUUUAAACUAAGCUAAUAGAGUUUUUUUUUUAGAUAUAUAUAAAAGGUUGUUUUUCCUCAGUUCAAACAUUUAAUUUGUUUUCUGUGUUCUGUGGUUAAUAAAAAUACUGGUUUAUGAGAUUUGCUAAA